AUGGACAGUGAAAUGCUGUUGGAAGCAAUCGACCGAAUCAUGGAUGUGGGCCAGGGAGCAGCCGUCACAGCCAAGGGUAGGCGAAAGUCCAUUCACUCGCACGGCGGCCUUUCGAAACGCGUUCUCUUCGUUUCAGAAUUGGCCCAUGGAACACCGGACGAGAAGCUGGUAGCCGUAACCGCGUUGGCAAAAGCCUGUCAUAUGAAUGGCGGCAUCGACCACGUGCUGAACGUAGUCGAUCAGUGGAAGGACGCUUGCAACGCUAGGUACCGCUUUCAGCCCCUCAUUGACGAACUAAUUUUUUCAAAGGACAAUGCCCGUUACACCACUGUCCUUUUUAAAUUCCUGAACGCCCUGUUGGUAAACGUCGACUCUCCCCACGACCGGGUUCGCCUCCGUUAUGAGCUCAUCGGUCUCCAACUGCGCGUGGUCAUCGAGCAGCUAAGGUAA
Soboliphyme baturini is the source of this 450-nucleotide messenger RNA. The record is from the annotation of a GenBank genome assembly. NCBI's taxonomy places the organism in Eukaryota, Metazoa, Nematoda, Enoplea, Dioctophymatida, Soboliphymatidae.